AUGGGGCAUAGUCGUGUAUACGCCAUAGGCCCUGUUCUUCCGUUAUCUCAUGGUGGUGGUCCGACGUUAGAUCACGUGAUGUCGUGGCUAGACGCAAGUGAGGAUAACCACAUGCUGUACGUGUGUUUCGGAAGUCUAGCAGUGUUGACAAAGGAGCAGACUCUUGCGCUCGCUUCCGGGCUAGAAAAAAGUGGGGUCCAUUUUGUGUGGGUGGUCAAGGGAGAAGACUCGCCACGUGGAAACAUCCUAGAUGGUUUUGAAGAUCGUGUGGCUGGGAGGGGUCUAGUGAUCAGAGGAUGGGCCCCACUAGUGGAAGUGCUGCCGCACCUGAGCCGUGGGAGCGUUUCUAACGCAUUGCGGUUGGAACUCCGUGGUGGAAGCGGUGGUCGCUGGCGUGUUGAUGCUGACGUGGCCGAUGUGUGCGGACCAGUUUAUAGAUGCGUCUUUGGUGGUGGAUGA
Molecule: messenger RNA, 459 nt
Organism: Microthlaspi erraticum
Lineage: Eukaryota; Viridiplantae; Streptophyta; Magnoliopsida; Brassicales; Brassicaceae
Source: the annotation of a GenBank genome assembly